GGACUUGGGCGGGGCGGCUUCGGAAUGGAAAAAGAAUCCUCGGCGAAGUUCAGCUGGUGAGACUUGCCGGAGAACCUGUAAACUGAAGCCUUGUGGUAGAAGGAGGAGAAGAAUCCCCGAGAUUUUUCCAAAGUCUUGGGUUGCAUUACGAUUGCCUAAGAAAAAAGAUGGCUACUCUUGAAAGCUUGGAAACGAAAGCCCCUCUUCCUUUGACCCCAAUCCGAGGAGCAGGAGAUGGAAUGGAAACUGAGGAACCCCCUAAGUCUGUUGAGGUCACCUCGGGAGCCCAACUCACAAAGCAUCACAUCCGGCAGAGCCCUCGGAAGAAAACCGUUGCCUCCGCGAGCCCAGGAGUUCUUCAGCUGGGGAAGAUUCUUACUGAAAAAGCAGUGGAAGUUGAAGCUGUAAGAAUAUUUGUCCCCAAAGCUGCUAUAACCCAUGAUAUCCCUAACAAAAAUGCCAAGGUUAAGUCUGGGGGACAUCACAAAGGAGACUUCCUCAGUCUGUCGGAGGGAGUCGUGGAACCUAGGAAAGAGCUGUCUGAAGUAAAGAGUGUUUUGGAAAAGCUCAAGAACUCUGAAAGGAGGUUAUUGCAGGACAAAGAGGGUCUUUCAAACCAGCUCCGAGUUCAGACAGAGGUAAGAACAGCCAUAACAGCUUUCAUGAAUACUGUCUUUGUAAAAGGUUGGAGGGUUAUGGCAGAUGAGCUCACCAACUCCCGAGCAGUGUUACAGCGUCAAAGCCGUGAUGCGCAGAGUGCGAUACAGGAUCUCCUGAGUGAGCGGGAACAGUUUCGCCAGGAAAUGUCAGCUACACAGAAAUUUUUGGAGGAGCUCUUAGUCUCCUUGCAGUGGGGAAGGGAGCAAACUUACUACCCCAAUGCGCAGCCCCACAGCACAGCAGAACUAGCAUUGAUCAAUCACAAGUUGGCAAAAGCAGUGAAUUCCCAUCUUCUUGGAAAUGUUGGCGCUAACAAUCAAAAGAAGAUUUCUAUUCUACGCAUUUUGGAUCCAGUUGCCUGUACAGAGAACUCACCUGAUAACCCAUUUUCGGAGUCUUCACCAGCUUCCUUACUUGCUACAAAGAAAAACAUUGGACGUUUUCAUCCCUACACUAGAUAUGAAAAUAUAACUUUCAACUGCUGCAAUCAUUGUCAGGGAGAACUUACUGCCCUUUAACAUUCAGUAUGGCGGAGAUAUGCUAAAGGCAUGUAUGGAUUACUCAAGCAUUAUUUCUGGGAGCGAGGGUGCUUAAAUGUUAGAAGAUAAGCAUUACUAUCUAGUUAAUGUUGCUCCAAAGUCUGUUACUCUGUCUGACUAGAAAUUACCCGUAAUAAAUAUCUCAGGGUAAAAGAAGCAAACUGAGUAAGUUUCAAGCAAUACCUUACAUUUCUCUUACAGGACUCUUAAAGACGUGACUUACAGAUAGAAAUUCUUUCUCCCCCUCCCAAGGCCUGAAGUUAGUACUUGUCUUCUUAUAUAUUUUGUAUGAACAGGUUUGAUUUUGGUGCUCUAAUACAGGGAUUGGCAAACUGGCCAUGGGUCAAACUGGAUCACAUGCAUUCCUUUACUAUUGUCCAUCGCUCAUUUGCACUUAAAACAGCCAAGUUGAGUAGAUCCAACAGAUCUUCUAUAGUGUGUGGAACCUAAAAUACUAUCUGGCCCUUUGCAGAAAAAGUUUUCUGAUCCCUCCUCUUCGGUAAUAAUAACUAAAGGAGGUUUCUUUCCUUUCUUGGGUGUUUUUGGUUUGGUUUGGGUGGACUACAAAGACAGCUUAAGAAAAUACUCUAGGAAUCGGGGAACCUAAUACCUUAAAAAUAGAUGCUGUCUUUUAGGAAAGGCCCCCCUGGUGGUGUAGUGAGUUGACUGUCGGCCUACUAACCACAGCACUGGCAGUUCAAACCCUCCAGCCGCUUUGCAGGAGAAAGCAGAACCUGGCUGCUCCUGUAAAGAUCCAGUGUUGGAAACUGCAGGGAGCCAGGCCGACUUUGACAUCUAGGUUAUCAUGAGUGAGAAUCAAUUCUUUGCAGUGGGUUUGUUUUGGUGUUGGUUUUGGUGUCUGGUACCUAUUAGGGAAAACAAUUUAGAGCCAAAUGAGCAAGUGCUUCAGCAAAACGUGCUCUUUUGUUGAUUUUACGCAGCUACUUCUAUAUCCUGAAUGGACUCAACUUGACAUGAAGCACAUUUUAACUGUUGAGCGUACAUUGACAAAUGCAACACAAAACAAGUAUGUCCAACAUGAUUUUUAUACAAUAUGGUGAAAGUAGAAUUGGAACAUUAUAGAUAUUCAAAGAAAAAAUGCAAUCCAUAAAACAGUAUAUGUUUUGUAGUAUAUAUUACUGUAUAUUUGGCAUGAACCAUUAUAAAAUGCUUUUUUAUGGGCCUUUAAAAUAUCUCCAGAAUAAUUACUCCAAAAAGUUAGUUGUAAAAAUGUCUAUCAGUAAAGAAAUUUUGAAAAGUCAAAUCUGGUCAAAUGGCAGUAUUUUUUAAUAUACUUCUCUUUUGGCUGAUUCCUAUGGGCGAUAGGCAUGCUUUCAAGUAGCAGUAAAUGUUUCUGCCUUGGCUUAUGAAUAUCCUUUUUCCCUGCUGUUCUUUGACUCAGUGCUGUCGUCUAUAUUAUACUGUUUACAACGGAUUCUUCAUCCUUUUCCUUGAAGUCUCUUUUUUCCUUUCUGAUGAUUAUAGUUUCUCAGGCAUAUUCAUCUUUGGUAGGCUAUUACAACAGUACAUUAUAAGUAAAGCACAUU
This is a messenger RNA of Echinops telfairi (small Madagascar hedgehog), 2746 nucleotides long. RefSeq names its product basic leucine zipper nuclear factor 1 (gene BLZF1). Bases 168 to 1178 code for a protein of 336 amino acids. The record is from RefSeq and is a predicted model, not a curated record. The transcript has 6 exons. Lineage: Eukaryota; Metazoa; Chordata; Mammalia; Afrosoricida; Tenrecidae. Gene Ontology annotation, biological process: Golgi organization; Golgi to plasma membrane protein transport. Gene Ontology annotation, cellular component: Golgi membrane.